Messenger RNA from Syzygium oleosum, 1305 nucleotides. Its product is annotated as persulfide dioxygenase ETHE1 homolog, mitochondrial-like. Lineage: Eukaryota; Viridiplantae; Streptophyta; Magnoliopsida; Myrtales; Myrtaceae. The transcript is spliced from 10 exons. The coding region runs from base 30 to 1118 and encodes 362 amino acids. Gene Ontology annotation, molecular function: sulfur dioxygenase activity. The record is from RefSeq and is a predicted model, not a curated record. Gene Ontology annotation, biological process: glutathione metabolic process; hydrogen sulfide metabolic process.
CCGACCACUGUGUGUGUCCGUGUGUGUCCAUGAUGCCCUUCCCAGUCAGAACUCCACUCCUCCUCCUCCUCCUCCUCCUCCAUUGCAAUUUGCAAUGUAGCGAAAAUGGCGGAUGUCAGAGGCGGAGACACCGACGGACACCAACACGACACAACAGCACAAACGCACAAAAAAACCAGCAGCGUCCAUCGCAUGAGCCCAAGGAUCAGGAGUCAGGACAUAUGCUAAAGGUUGGAUUGUCGCGAGCCUCUGUCUCGAACGUUCGGACCCAUCGUCUUCUUUCCAACCUCCGCAGGAUCAAUCUCGCGACACCCAUUGGCAAUUGCCCGAAGCUCAUUGGAUCGGUGAUGGGUUCUCACAGCACCGCCUCUUCUCAGUCCCCGAAGCUCUUGUUUCGCCAGUUCUUCGAGAAAGAAUCGUCCACCUACACCUAUCUUCUCGCGGACGUGUCUCAUCCCGAGAAACCUGCUGUUUUGAUUGACCCGGUAGACAAAACUGUAGAUAGGGAUCUUUCUGUUGUCAAGGAACUGGGGCUGAAGCUUGUAUAUGCCAUGAACACGCAUGUACAUGCCGAUCAUGUAACUGGAUCUGGUCUCAUUAAGAGUAAGGUUCCGGAGGUGAAAUCCGUCAUCUCAAAAGUCAGUGGGGCGAAAGCCGAUGUUUUGAUCGAACAUGGCAGCAAAAUUUACUUUGGAGAUCUCUUUCUGGAGACUCGUGCUACUCCUGGUCAUACAUCUGGCUGUGUCACCUUUGUGACGGGAGAUGGACCUGAUCAGCCUCAGCCAAAGAUGGCGUUCACUGGGGAUGCUCUACUAAUCCGUGGAUGUGGAAGGACAGACUUCCAGAGCGGAAAUUCAGAACAGCUAUACAAGUCGGUGCAUUCCCAGAUCUUUUCGCUGCCAAAGGAUACGUAUAUCUAUCCAGCUCAUGACUACAAAGGAUUCACGGUGAGUACUGUUGGAGAGGAGAUGCUUUACAAUCCUCGCCUGACAAAAGAUGAGGAUACUUUCAAGGGAAUCAUGGCAAAUCUUAAUCUAGCAUAUCCCAAGAUGAUUGACGUAGCAGUACCGGCAAAUUUGGUGUGCGGCUUCCAAGAUUUGAUCCCGAAAAGUUGCUGAACCUUUCCGAAGUUGGAUUGCUUGGUUGACAGGAAGCAUCUUCAGCGUAUAUUUUCUCUCUGGGCCACGUGAAUUGUGUAAUAAAAAGAUGUAUUCUGUUUGGCCAACAAAAGUAGCGCUCGUCUACAGGAAUGAACUCGUUGAAAUACUUGUGGACAUGAAUAAGAUCGAGCUGAAAUUCCUUGAA